AUGGCAAGCAAAGAAAGCUUCGCAACAAAUGAGGAAAAAGAUGAAAGUUUCGGCAGCAAAGAGCAGGUUAUUGAACCGUACAUGUUUGAGCCAAACCAGGAGGAACAUGGCGAAGCUAGUGACGAUUCGAGUGAAGAUUCUGGGUCAGAAGAGGACGAGUUUGACGAAGAAUUCGAAUCGGCUAAUGCUUGGUGUCGUACUAUGCUUGAAUGGUGUAAGUGCAGGAAAUGUGCGAUAAUGGAGAAGACCAUUGAAAGCUUCUGUUGCCAGCAUACUUUGAAACCCGGACUCGGACUCUAAGAAAAUCCAGACUCGAGAAAAACCCGGACCCGGACUUGAAAAAAAUCCAGACUCGUGUUUAAGAAAACCCGGACUUGACUUUUGAAAACCCGGACUCGAAAUAGAAAAAAACGGAUUCAAAACAAGGACUCUGUGUUUUGGAAAGGUUUAAUAAUAGUUAACAUGAUAAACGAUGAUCUCUUUAUAACAAUAAUGAUGUAUAUAUCUUUAAAUAAAUUUCUAGAGUGCUGUUGCACUAUCUGGCGUAGUGCUGAUAAAGAAUCUGAGUUGCUCGGUAAUAAUUGCGGGUGUCCCUAUCUCUUCCCGCUUUCUACAUAUAGAUAUAGAUAGAAUAUACUUUAUUUCAAAAGCAAUAAGCUUGGUUUUGAAACAUGUAGAUAAUUUUUUCUUCAAGUGACUCAGUGUUAUGUGAGGAUACUAAUCAGUAAUCAUACUAUGAUUCCUCACAAAAUAAUCACUAUAUAGUAUACCUGAAAAAAUUAUUUAGACACAUAAAACAGCUCAAUCUACCCUAGACCUAAUAAAAUUAAUAACUAAAAUCUGUCUCAGCAGUCAAGAAUGUCUUGUGUGGAAACCAUCUCGUUCAGUACACAAGUGCUGCAACCAUAGCAAACAACGUGUGAGACUCAAUACUGACAAUGAAGUUUGACAAUAAAUCAAGUUAUUUUGAGAAUCAACAUGCUACCCUCGUACUAGCUACUUGUAGCCAUAUGCAUAAAUGAGCCGUGGUUAUAUGCAAGGCACUUCGGGCAAUUGAUGAACGCAUUGCCUAACGAGCGUCUCAAUAUCACUGAAUUCAUGCCAAUUCACCCAAUGCGAAUUUCACUGUCGGCAUUGCUGUGACACCUUCCUUUUUUUUGUUUCCACUUUAAGAUUGCUUUCCUUGUGAUGUAUUUUCUACUAUUUUUUAUUAGGAAUAAUUGUGGGUGUUCAAUUCGUGUUUGUGAACUUUAUCUUAACAAAAUUGAGAAAAUAAACGUGUUUACAGCAGCAUCUUGCCCAAAUAUUUGAGAGCACUUUAUUAAUAUCAAAUUGCCGCAACACCUUCAUUGCCUUCAGCAUGUGAUGUGCUUUUCUGGAUCGGUUGAAGUUACUUUGCUAAAACGGAAAUAAUUUUUAUUGAGUUUGUUUUUUGGCAAUAUAUAUAUAUAUAUAUAUAUAUAUAUAUAUAUAUAUAUAUAUAUAUAUAUUCAGGACUUUGAAAGCUAUCAUUGGAUUUGCUACCAUUGAAAUGAUGGCCUAAGCCACAAAACAUGGUCGAGUUAUUUUUCGUGUCGUUUUGACAAAUUUUUCGAAAGUGUGCUGUCCAUUGAUACAUGUGUUAGGGUAUAUUUUACCCUUGCGGCCAUCACAUUGUCUGCUAUGGUUGCAGCAAUCAUGUAUCGAGAUGGUUUCCAGACAAGACAUUCUUGACUGCUGAGACAGAUUUUAGUUAUUAAUUUAGGUUUAGAGUAGAUUUAGCUACUCGCGGAAGUAUGCAUAAAUGCAUUUUGGUGUUCAAGUGCCUAAAUGAUUUGUCCAGGUUUACUAUACAGGGUGUAUAAAAAAAACUGAACAGAUUUGAAAUUGCUCUCAAUUUCGCAAAACACCUAUUUGUAUCUUUUUUAUAUAUAUAUAUAGCUUCUUUGGGUACUUAUAAUAUAAAAUAUUGAAAAAAAUUUCUCGAUCGCAAAUGUUGUGAACCAGGGGGGGGGUGUCUUUUCCAACAAAUUAAAAAUGGCUCACGCACAAAAUUUAAAAGCUGUAAUCAUAAUUUGAGUUAAUAGAUUGAACAUUUGUCGGGUUUUUAAUUACUGUACAAAAUUUCAGACAAUUUGGUUUAGUUUAAGCCCCUUUAACUAUUCAUUUUGUUCUAAAAAGUCAGCCUUUCGCAUGCUUAAUUAAUGCCUUUACCUACUUUGCAUAUUGCUGACAUAUGCAAAUUAGGCAAAUGCAUUAAUUAAGCAUGCAAAUAGCUGAUUUUUCGGGAAAAUUGUAACUUUGCGUGAAUAGUUAAGGGGCUUAAACUAAACCAAAUUGUCUGAAAUUUUGUACAGUAAUUAAAAUCUCGACAAAUUUUCCAUCUGUUAACUCAAAAUAUGAUUGCAGCUUUUAAAUUUUGUGCGCGAGCCAUUUUUAUUUUGUUGGAAAAGACACACCCCCCUGGUUCACAAAAUUUAAGUUCGAGAAAUUUUUUUCAUUAUUUUACAUUAUAAGUACCCAAAGAAGCUAUAUAUAUGAGAGCAAUUUUAAAUCUGUUCAGUUUUUUUUUAUACACCCUGUAUAGUGAUUAUUUUGUGAGGAAUCAUAGUAUGAUUACUGAUUAGUAUCCUCACAUAACACAUAACACUAGAGUCACUAGAAAAGAAAAUGAUCUACAUCUUUCGAAACCAAGCUUAUUGCUUUUCAAAUAAAGUAUUCUAUCAAUAUCUAAAUAUAGAAAGCGGGAAGAGAUAGGGACACCCGCGCGAGAGAACAAAUCCGCAAAUUUAAUAUUACCGAUGCAACUCAGAUUCUUUAUCAGCACUACGCCAGAUUGUGCAACAGCACUCUAGAAAUUUAUUUAAAAAAACCUUUCCAAAAAAACCUUUGCAUUCUCGUACACAGAGUCCUUGUUUUGAAUCCGUUUUUUUCUAUUUCGAGUCCGGGUUUUCAAAAGUCAAGUCUGGGUUUUCUUAAACACAAGUCCGGAUUUUUUCCCAGUCCAGGUCCGGGUUUUUCUCGAGUCCGGAUUUUCUUAGAGUCCGGUCCGGGUUUUGAAGUAUGCCUCUGUUGCCACGAGAAAGCAUUGGAGUAUGACGAAUAUGACGACAAACUUACUAGCGCACAAAAUCAAGAGUUCACUUGUAUAACAAGGCCUGUCUUUGUUUGUGCAAAAUAUGCUAUCAAAGGACGUGCUUGA
Paramuricea clavata is the source of this 3181-nucleotide messenger RNA. NCBI's taxonomy places the organism in Eukaryota, Metazoa, Cnidaria, Anthozoa, Malacalcyonacea, Plexauridae. The record is from the annotation of a GenBank genome assembly.